ACCAGCCAGCGAGCCCGCACUCCUCAAAUCAAACCCAAUCGAACCAACACGAGCCCAACUACACCGAUCCGAAUCUGCAUCCCUGCCACUACAAUCCAAGGCAGGAGGGACGCAAUGAUGACCUCUUAGCGCAUCUUUGCGCACUCGACCCGCCGUCCGUUCCUUACAUCCUGCCUGUUUACUUAUUCGUCUGAUGAGAUCAUGGACACAGCACUUCUAAGGACCCAAAUUAUCUUCUCCCUGCUUUUCCUUUUCAGCCAAAUAGCGGUGGAAGCUGAACCGCUGAUCCAAGGCCUGAGAAAACUCACCGAAGAUGUCAGCUGGUCAUACUCAGGUGCCCUGAACCAGCGCAACUGGGGUAAGAAGUAUCCGUCCUGUAACAGUCCCAGACAGUCUCCUGUGGACAUUGACGAGACUUUUACCCAGGUCAGGCUGCAGUACCAGAAUCUACAGCUAGAGGGCUGGAACAGAUUGACAGCAGAGUCCACCACCAUUCACAACAACGGGAAGACUGUGGCAAUUGAUGUGGAUGGGGAGUUCUUUGUGAGUGGCGGAGGACUGAGCUCCAGGUUUCGUGUUGGCAGAAUCACCUUCCACUGGGGUCGCUGCAAUACAACAUCAGAUGGGUCUGAACACAGCCUGAAUGGGAUGAAAUAUCCUCUGGAGAUGCAGAUCUACUGUUACAAUUCAAAUGACUUCCAAAGUCUGGAUGAAGCUAUUGAAAAAGAAGGAAGGGUGGCUGCCCUAGCUGUGCUAUUUGAGAUUAGCUUGGAAGACAAUGAGGACUUCAUUCCUGUUGUGGAGUCCAUUAACACUGUCAGCAGGUUUGGUAAGAGUGGGUCAGUGGAAGCUUUCACCUUGAGGUCGUUGCUGCCAAAUAACACAGACAAAUACUACAUCUACAACGGCUCACUGACUGCUCCCCCAUGCUCUGAAAUGGUGGAAUGGAUCGUCUUUAAACACACUGUGGCCAUAUCAGAAACACAGCUUGAGGUGUUUUGUGAGGUGAUGACUAUGGAGAAGGCCGGUUAUGUGAUGCUGACGGAUUACUUGCAGAACAACUUUAGGGAGCAGCAGCAGCAGUUUACGGGUCAGGUGUUUGCCUCUUACACUGGAGUCGAGGAUGUGCUCACACCCACCUGCAGCUCUGAGCCACAGAACGUUCAGGCUGACGCCCAGAACGACACCACCAUCGUGGUGACCUGGGAGCGUCCCCGUGCAGUGUACGACACGACUAUUGACUGGUACACUGUCACAUACCAGAUGCUGCAGGGACGAGACCAGCGCAAGCAGGAGUACAGGACCGAUGGAGACCAGGAUGUGGGUGCCAUCAUCUCCAACCUGCUAGGCAACAGCAGCUAUGUGGUCCAGGUGGUGGCUGUUUGUACCAAUGGACUCAGAGGACGAUGGAGCGAUCAGAUAAUAGUGGACAUGCCAUUGGAAGACCCAGAAAAUGAUUCUGACCCUGAAGCUGUCACAAAGGAUUUGGAAGGCAACAGGGAGCUCUCCAUAGUCAAAUGGGAGAAGUCAGAGAAGCAGAAUCAGGUGGAUUUGGCUUCAGAGGACAACAGCCCAGUAGAGGAGAUCCCAGUGGAGCAGACCAAAGUUUACCAGAACCACCCUACGAACCACGAGAACCAGCCCACAGACCAAACCCAAGCAAACCAGAACAUCCCAGUCCAGGUCAGCACCAGUUCAACCCCGGAGACACCCACCGACCCCACAGUUUCUCAGAAUGUGAGAAAGAAACCGGGUAAAAAGUCUGUGGAUGUGGAUCAGAACUGGAUUGAUGGUGACCAGAUGGUGCAGACACACCGGCCCUUCACCAAUGCUGGUUUUGACGGCAAUAGCGCAAUAUGGGUAACUGAGAUAACCGAACAGCCAGGUUUCCUAUUUCCAGUUAUCCGGACAACCUCUCUGCCAGCAGUUCGCCGGCAAAUCACAGAAGAGGCAUCACUGUCAGUGCUGCCGCAUCAGACAAGAGAUCAAAGCCCACCACUCCAAGCCAGUGGAAAUAGCUUCCCUUCUCACCCAUCAGAGCUCUACACCACUCCUGUGGAGGAUAUCCAAGUCACAGAUAUCUUCUAUGAAGACACAGUCAACAACACUCCACAGGAAGCCACCACCUCCCCUCCAACAGUGUCUGCCUCUGCGGUGCCAGGUGAAAAAGUGGACAAAGGCUUCCCGCCGCCCACUGAAGAUGAUGACGCCCCUGUGAAUGAACCCCUGCCGAAAACAUCACCCCCGUCUUCAUUCUGGAUCACCGAAAAGGUGGCAACGCCCAGCAACACACUUGGCGAUUCAGUUUAUAAGUCCUUCACCACCUCCUCUCUCCUUGGAGCGCUGAUGCAUACGACUCAGCCCAUGUUCAGUGAGGGCAGCAACAGCAGCCAUGAGUCUCGGGUCGGGCUUGUUGAGGGUGUGGACAGGGAGAAGAGGACAGUCAUUCCUCUGGCUAUUGUCUCCACUCUCACCAUCCUGUGUUUGCUGGUACUGGUGGGAAUACUCAUCUACUGGAGAAACUGUUUCCAGGCAGCCAAUUUCUACCCAGAUGACACAUCACCUAAAGUUGUAUCUGCUCCGUCUACACCCCUGCUGUUGGCUACAGAUGGCCACGAGCCACUGACAGUGAAGCAGUUUGUGAAGCAUGUCAUGGAGCUCCACGCCACCAACACUUUCUCCAAGGAGUUUGAGAUUGUCAAAGAGUCCUACGAGGAGGUGCAGGCAUGCACAGUGGACAUGGGCAUCACUGCAGACAGCUCCAAUCACCCUGACAAUAAAAACAAGAACAGAUACAUAAACAUACUGGCCUAUGACCACAGCAGAGUGAAGCUCUCCAACAGUUUGGACAGAGAUGGGAAAUGCGGGGACUACAUCAAUGCUAACUUUGUAGAUGGUUAUGAGCGGACGAGGGCAUACAUCGCAGCUCAGGGGCCUCUCAGAUCAGGCAGGGAAGACUUUUGGAGGAUGAUCUGGCAGCAGAAUAUCGGAGUUAUUGUCAUGAUCACCAAUCUGAAGGAGAAAGGACGGACAAAAUGUGACCAGUACUGGCCAGAGGAGAACCAGGAAGAUUAUGGGCCUUACCAAGUUACCCUGAAAAACACCAAGACACUUGCUUACUACACACUGCGAACUUUCACAGUCAGAGAUACCGCAAAUAAGGCAUCUCAAAGGAGAGUUGAACACACAGUCCUUCAUUACCACUACACCCAGUGGCCGGACAUGGGUGUCCCAGAAUAUACGCUGCCUGUCCUGUCCUUCAUCAGAGCAUCCUCCAGGGCCCGCACACAGGAGAUGGGACCUGUGUUGGUACACUGCAGUGCUGGUGUAGGAAGGACAGGAACCUACAUUGUGAUAGACAGCAUGCUGCAGCAGAUCCAGGAUCAAGGGACAGUGAAUGUUCUUGGCUUUCUAAAGCAUGUCCGCACACAGAGGAAUUUCCUGGUUCAGACAGAGGAGCAGUAUGUGUUCAUCCAUGAUGCUCUAGUUGAAGCUGUCUUGAGCCGGGACACCUUGGUGACCUCUGACCUCCUCCACAGUUACGUGUCUGACCUCCUGACCCCUGGUGCAACAGGCAGGACACGUAUGGACAAACAAUUCAAGUUAAUUAGUCAGCGUCAGGCAAAGCACGCAGACUACAGCACCGCCCUGAAAGAUGGCAAUGCUGAGAGGAACAGAGCCAGAGCUCUGAUGCCUGUGGAGAGAUCAAGAGUCUCUCUGACUGCUUCAGAAUCAAACUCCACAGGCUACAUCAAUGCAUCCUACGUGAUGGGACAUCACCACACUAAGGAGUUCAUAGUGAGCCAGACUCCUCUGAGCAGCACGGUGGCAGAUUUCUGGAGAAUGAUCUGGGAACACAAUUCACAGAUUGUUGUCCGUCUGCCUGACUCACACAAUCAGAGAGAAGAAGAGUGUGGUGUGUACUGGCCCAGUAAAGACCAGCCACUGAGCAUUGAUGGUUUCACUGUGUCGUACUCCAGGGAGGAGCACAUAUGUCUGUCCAAUGAUGAGAGACUUUUGGUGCAGGACUUUACAGUCCAGUCUCCACAGAACAAUUACGUGUUGGAAGUGCGCCAGUACAGCGCCACCUGCUGGCCCAACCCAGACAGUCCGAUCAGAAACAGCUUUGAUCUUGUUAACACACAUGCACAACAGAGAAAAUACAUCACACGCGCACACGUUUCAAAUUAUGAGAAGAUAAUCCAAACACACUGUGUGAGAUUCACAGCUAUGUCUGCUGCUCAUGCUGCUUUCAUGUAUAGUCAAUGAUCAUUAUUUAUAAGAUCAAAAUAAGUAAAGCACUCUAAUAAAACCUCACGUAAUCUAAAAUACUCUCUUCACGCUCAGUUGUUAUGAAGGAAACUCGUAAUCUUCAGAGAUUUCAGCUGCGUCACAGUCUCCACGUCUCCAUGUCUGAAACACCUGAAAGUGACCUUUAUUGAUUUUAGCAUGCACAGCAGACAAAGCUGCACAAUCUACUAGAUCAGAGAAAAAGGUACCGCCUUCUCCUAAGGGACCCUUUAUAAGUGAAUGAAUAACUUUAAUAAUUAUUGACAAAUCCUGUACUAAUGUUUAAAUAAUGAAAAAAACAGACUUUUGGACAGAAAUGAUUCCCUUCAGCAGCUCUGAUCAAAUAGAUGUGAUGACCAAAACAUUUGAUUAAUAUCUUCACCGUGAAAACCCUGCAAAGUUAUAGCUGAUUUCAGAUUGAUAAGCUAUCAUGCAAUUUUUAAUUAAUCAUGAUUAAAACCAUUAGUUACAGUUAGGGGGUAGUGCCAAGAAAGUCUCGCUGCUUCUUCCAUCUCUGUCUGUGACACUGGUCAGCACGGAGCAGGAGGCAGCAGAGAGACACCCAAACAGCUAUCUUUGAGUUUAUUUAAUAACUCAAUAAACAUGAAAUAUACAAAUUUAUGUUAUUAGAAAUGCUUUUUCUUUCCAGUGACAGAUCCACAAUAAUUACAUUAAUUCCACUGAAAUCUUUAACAUUUAUUUUUCUUUCUUUUACUUUUCUUUGUAUAUUUUUUCAUUAGUGUCAUAGGCUGCAUCUUUCUUCUAAGAAAAAAAAGAACAGAAAUCAAUAUUAAAGAAAUCCACAGGCAAAGCCCAUUUGUGGAAAUACAGAUAAAUGUAGGUAAAGUGCAAAUGAAAAAUAAUGUUAAAAAGGGAAAUGAUGCAAGAUAAUCCUCUGUUUUCCUGCAAAAUAUGGAAUGCACUGCACAACCAGCACAUUCUGGGGCUUCAGCUACCAAGUACCCUUAAUUAGAACCAUGUUUUUACUAACCAGAAUCUGCUUGUUUUUUGAUUACGUCUCCUUGCAACUGGCUCCAUGGUCUCUGGUACCCAGUGCCUUUUGUAAGUCACGUUAUUGUACUUUUUAAAAGCAGCUGUGUGACUAAUAUGCCAAAAUACUGGUGACUUAUUUCUACCUGUUUUUUUUUAAAGGUGAUCCCUGUCUCGUUGAGCUCAGUUGUUUUGUAAAAAAGGAACAAGAUGAAAUCUGGGAUUUAAAGUAGGACGCAACCCAAAAUUCAUCUUUUGAGAAUGAAACCAGAAUAGAAGCGAAGAUCUUCUCCAGCAGAAUAAAUCAUAACAGAUGACAUUUCUUAUUUUCUUAUCGACUUAAGCAGAGAUAUGAAUUAAAAAAAAAAAAGAUCUUCAUUCAGUUGAGACUGUUCUGCCAUGAAGCUGUAAAAAUUCACUGUCAUGAAAUGAGACAAGGGAAAGUAAUAUGAACUGCUGAACUUCUUGAUAUUUUGGGGGCGUAACAUUAAUACUCAGCGACUGAAAAUGAAAUUCCUGGUAGCGCCUGUUAUGACUGUUUUCAUUUUCCUGAAAGGGUCCAAAUGCUUUCUACUGCGUCAGACACGACUACGCCAGCCUGUCAGUCCCUUUCAGUCCUCUGGCAUAAAUCACACAGGAGACUGCAGCUGAACACAGAUCAGUUCAAACUGGAAUAAAACUCUUUAUGUGUAAAUAUCCCUGAAUACUUUAAAGGCCAAAUUUACUGUAUGUUUAUACUGUACCUCUACAUAUUUUCUAUUUUACUAUAAAAGGUGAUUUUCUAGUCAUUUACACAAAUAUAUAACUGUGUGGAUCCUAUUUGAUAAUUUUAGCCUGGAAAUAUUGAUCAUGUUUAUAGUUUUAAUGAAAUGGUAUCUCUUUUUAUCUCUAUUACAGUAGCAGCUUAAUGUCUAUACCUUUGUCUCCAGCUAUGAACUGGUGCUGUAUGUAUAAUGCAACAAGAUUAUUAAAGAUUUGUUCAA
Archocentrus centrarchus (flier cichlid) is the source of this 6263-nucleotide messenger RNA. RefSeq names its product protein tyrosine phosphatase receptor type Z1b (gene ptprz1b). Bases 202 to 4269 code for a protein of 1355 amino acids. The transcript has 31 exons. Gene Ontology annotation, molecular function: protein tyrosine phosphatase activity; protein binding. Gene Ontology annotation, biological process: peptidyl-tyrosine dephosphorylation. NCBI's taxonomy places the organism in Eukaryota, Metazoa, Chordata, Actinopteri, Cichliformes, Cichlidae. The record is from RefSeq and is a predicted model, not a curated record.